Messenger RNA from Thamnophis sirtalis, 910 nucleotides. The record is from RefSeq and is a predicted model, not a curated record. NCBI's taxonomy places the organism in Eukaryota, Metazoa, Chordata, Lepidosauria, Squamata, Natricidae.
AUGGGGAUAGGUCUGACGUUAUAUCCCAGAAAUCCAUAUGCCAUACAGACAGAACAGAAGAAAGAUAUUCACAAGCAUGUCACAGAUUGGGCUGAAGCAAGCCAAAAACCAAAGUGCCAUGGCAUUAACAAUAGCACCAGAUUUACUGUCACGAUUGCAAUCUGUGCUGUAUCACAGACAGAAGGAGAACUUUUGAUAGGUCUGGAUGUUGAUGGAAUAUACAGAGUCAGCGGCAAUCUGGCAACGAUACAGAAGUUACGAUUUGUUGUCAAUCAAGAAGAGAAGCUGAAUUUGGACGACAGCCAGUGGGAGGACAUCCACGUUGUCACCGGAGCACUCAAGAUGUUUUUCAGAGAACUGCCUGAGCCUCUGUUCCCAUACUGCUUCUUUGAACAGUUUGUGGAGGCAAUAAAAAUCCAAGAACAUGAUAGCCAAGUGAAAGCCAUAAAGGACCUUGUACAGAGAUUGCCCAGGCCAAACUAUGACACCAUGAAAAUACUGUUUGCACAUCUGCAAAAGAUAGCAGCCAAGGAGAACAUGAAUCUUAUGUCAUCCCAGAGUUUAGGAAUUGUUUUUGGACCAACUCUCCUUCGACCUGAAAAAGAGACAGGAUCUAUGGCAAUCCACAUGCUGUAUCAAAACCAACUGAUUGAGCUGAUGCUAACUGAAUACACCAAGAUCUUCAGUUCUGACUGACAGACUGGGAAUGUUGCUGAAUGUGUUCACAUCUGUCUUGAUACCUAAUAUUUUUACAUUUCUGUAAACAUCUUUUUAAAAUAUUUUUUUUCUUUCCAGUGACAGAUGCCUCAUUUUGUGAAAACUUAGUGAUGGUUUUGUCUUUACAUUUCCAAACAUUGAAAUAAAAAUAUAUUGUCAACAUUUGCUUAUAUGUACUCAGAAUUAACUCUUU